GGCUCUGACUGGUGACCUGGAGUGGCAGGGAUGGUGCCAUGAGGUCCCUGGACGUGUUCACCAUGGGGGAGCUGGUUGCAGUCCUGAUCCUGGUGCUGCAGCUCAUCCUGGUCGCUGUCGUGCUGCGGGACAAGCGUCUCUGGAGGAUCCGGCGGAACUGGAGGAGUCCAAGGGCAGCGAGGGUGAAGCCGGAGGAGCAGAGCAGCGUGGACAGGGCGCAGGAACCGGCAGACACGUCCCCUGGCAGCUCCCGACAAAGCUCCAUGUGCUACACGAAGCAUUUCCCAAGGUUCAUCCGGAACUCCCAGGACACCUGGGCGCUGUUCGAGGAGCAGUGCAGGGAGCUGGAGGCACAGCUGGCCCAGUGGCAAUGGGAACAGGGGCCCUUCCCGGUGGUCCAGACCGAGCUGCCGGGACUGCUGAGGGUCAGAAAGCCUGGCCGGCGCCUCGGAGUGAAGCUGCCGCGGCUGGACAUGGGCAAGGGGGCGGAAGAGGACACACGUGAGGACACGGGACAGCACAGCAGCAGCUCCAUGGCCACGGCCUGGUCCCUCCCCAGGGAGGGGAGGAUCUUUAGCCCCACGGGGCUGGAGCGCAGCAGCCGGGGCAGGACCCGCCCGGCCCGGCCCAGCCCCUGGCGGUGGGGGCUGGGGGUCCGGCAGCCUGGCAGGGGCCCGGGCCGUGGGCUCUUGCAGCGCUACCUGAGGCAGAGCUCGCUGGGGCGCUCCCUGAUGCACCUCUGGGCUCGGCACAUGGAGCGCCGGCGCCAGCGCCGCGUCCGCUUCGCCACCCCCCUGGUGACAGUGCAGUACAUCGAGUAGCACCGGGACACC
Pseudopipra pipra is the source of this 833-nucleotide messenger RNA. RefSeq lists its product as uncharacterized. Bases 39 to 821 code for a protein of 260 amino acids. The record is from RefSeq and is a predicted model, not a curated record. The transcript is spliced from 2 exons. Lineage: Eukaryota; Metazoa; Chordata; Aves; Passeriformes; Pipridae.